Molecule: messenger RNA, 720 nt
Organism: Drosophila busckii
Lineage: Eukaryota; Metazoa; Arthropoda; Insecta; Diptera; Drosophilidae
Gene: ND-18
Product: NADH dehydrogenase [ubiquinone] iron-sulfur protein 4, mitochondrial
Exons: 3
Coding region: 92-619 (175 amino acids)
Biological process (GO): electron transport chain
Source: RefSeq, a predicted model, not a curated record
AUUGCGAACGCUUUUGUGUUCCAAAAUUUUACGUAAUUUCUAUUGUGAGAAAUAAAACAAUUGACAGCUUGUAAUUAACAAACAGUGCAAAAUGUCGCUAAUACGCCAAGUGUUGUGCCGCAGCACACCCACAUUGCAGUUCGCUGCACGCUGGGCUUCUGGCCAAGAUCUGGGACCAAUCGAUCUUAAUACGGCGCUGGCACGUCCCGAUGAGCUGGAGCAGCGCAAUAAGCUAAGCGGCAAAAUCACUGUGCCCGUUGAUGUUAAUCUCAGUCCCAUUUCUGGAGUUCCCGAGGAGCACAUUAAAGAACGUCGCGUCCGCAUUCACAUACCGCCAAAGAAUGCCAUGCAAAGCGGCACUGAUAACAUAAACACUUGGCAAAUUGAGUUUGAUAAUCGCGAACGCUGGGAGAAUCCACUCAUGGGCUGGUCCUCUACCGGAGAUCCUCUGUCUAAUAUGAAUGUGCAGUUUGGUAGCAAGGAUGAAGCCAUUACCUAUUGUGAACGCAAUGGCUGGCGCUGGUUUGUGGAUGGCGAAGACAAGCCCAAAAAGGAGCGUGUUAAGAACUAUGGUGUCAACUUCUCCUGGAACAAACGCACGCGUGUCUCUACUAAAUAGACUGAUUCAGGCUUACCCAACAGUCUUAGCAUAUGUAAUUAAUACUUUAAUUUUUUUUUUUGCGAAUUAAACAUGCUACAUACAUAUGUGAAAUUAAUGUA